Messenger RNA from Microbotryum saponariae, 4206 nucleotides. NCBI's taxonomy places the organism in Eukaryota, Fungi, Basidiomycota, Microbotryomycetes, Microbotryales, Microbotryaceae. The record is from the annotation of a GenBank genome assembly.
AUGUCGCUUGUAUCGCGACACAUCACAGCCCCCAUCACCGCACUCGCAACCUUGGCGACGGUUCCCCAUCCGACUCUGCUCGCCGGCAGCCACACCGACUUGCUCGUCAACCUCUUGGGACCUCGAGCUUCUUCCAGCUCGGACUAUAGAUGCUGCGUACUCCAGAGGGACAGGAUACACCAUAUUGUUGUCAAGGAAGCAUCUGAUGAGUCGUAUACAUGGCACGUGCUCGUGGCCGGCGGUAAAGAGGCGGCUUGGGUCUCGAUCGUCGUUACGCCCCCGUCUUGCGAAGCCUUCGCCCGAGAUGGGGAGGGGUCAGUCCUGGCCGGAUGAGGAGCGGGUUGGCGUACACGAGCUCACCUCUUGAGGGAAAACUACGCACAGAUUGAAUUCACGACAAGCGAUUCAAGUGAAUGUCAGACACCACUUCAAGCUUGAUGACUGGAUCCUCAGCUGCGCUUUCCUCCGGGUACGUCCUCGACCCCCUUACCCCACACCCCCUAACUGCUUCCGCCCCAAGCUCACCUUUACCAGUUCUCGCCACAGGGCGAUCACGUUCUCUUUGUGACGGCGCACAAUUCACUUCAAGUAUUCUCGGUUCCCACAUCUACCCAGAGUGCAUCGACAUCCGUUGCUGUUCCUCCACCCCAUCGACUCCGAACCUAUCACGCCCCACUUCGACCUCUGCUCUGGUCCUCGGACUUGUCCCGCUCGACCUAUACCUCCUUGACCGACAUACGAAUAGCGAGUGGUAGUAUUCUGGGUGAUGUCUUGGUGUGGGGGUUGAAAGGUGUGGUCGUUGACGACGACGCAUCCCAGGGACAAGAGGUCACACUGGAGAAUGCAGCGAUCAAGAAAUUCGUCGGACACCAGGUUCGUGCGCGUUCGUAUCAGAGUAUGCCCCUCACGGUGCGCCCGGUCGUUGAUGGCUUCAUCUCGUCAUCUCGUUUCCAUCAGGGCUCCAUCUUUACCAUCGCCUUUUCACCAUCGGGUCGAUACCUCCUCACCGGUUCCGACGAUCGAACAUUGCGCAUAUGGGAUGCCGAAGCACCUGAAGCAAGUCGGCCCUUACAGGUCCUCUGGGGUCAUCUAGGUCGGGUAUGGAGGGCCCGAUGGAUCGAAGAGCACACCCUUAUGAGCGUCGCCGAAGUGGGUCGGGAUGCCGUCUAUCACUCGUGGGGGCGUGGUCAUCGAUCAGAGCUGAUAUGGCGGCGACAUUCUUGUUCAUAGGACGCUUCGGUUAGAGUAUGGUCUCUUGAUUAUGUCAAGAGGACGUAUAGAUGUAGACAGGUUCAUUCGGAGGGUCAUGAUGGACGUAGCUUGUGGGCCGUCACGAAUUGUACGAUCGAGCCGGUGGGGGAGGAUCUUGGUGCGACUGUCGUCUUUUCGGGAGGAGCGGAUGGCGCUGUCAGGUGUUGGCCCGUUGCUCGGGACGAAGAGGGGGAGAAGAGGAAGGAAAAGGGUGAGCUUCGGGAGUUUGGUGUCAACAAUUUGGGAGGAAAGGAACUCAAGUUUGGCCAUCCGAGCAGAACUCGAGUUCGAAUCUGUAAAAGGGGUGAUCAAGGCUUUCUCUGGCGUCGUGUCGGAGGAGCUCGGUUGUGUGGGGGUGUUCUUUACGGGAGACGGGCGAGUCCGUGUUCUCCCAUGAUCAAUUCGAGAUCGACUGACGCUUUGUGACCAUCUGCCUCCAGGUUGGUCUACUCGACAACGCUGCCUCCUUCCUCGCCUCCACAGCUCAUCCACACCGAGGCGUCGAUCGCCUCAAUUCGGAUCACCUCUUCUUCGACCUCCACGAACGUGUGGAUAUUUUCCAACUCUAGUAAAUGUACCAUCAUCACCCUCUCCCAUGAAUUGACGCCGAUCGCCUGCGUGACUUUCCCUCUUCACCCGCCUACGUUCCUUCACCUCUCGUCGACCUCACCGUCGAAGUUCGUCGUGGCUGAGCAAGUCUCCAACACGAUUCAAAUCUGGUCCCUCGACAACUCGAAAACCCCACAACAGCUCUCAACGAUACCUACUAUUCUUAUUCAGGGUAACUCGAUCGGAUCCGCGAGAUCAAGGAUCGCUUCCGCCGCUUUCAUGUCGGAGGAUCUCAUCGUCCUCGGCACGAGGGCCGGUGAGCUCGUCCUCGUUCGAAUGAAGGAAGGCGAAGAAGGUCAAAUCCUGUUUCGGAAUCAACUCCACUCGGAUGCUAUCAACGGAAUCAAACUCAUUCGCCUCGAAGGGAGUGACGAAUGGGACGUCGAGACCGUUUCGAGGAGUGGUUCCAGGAGCUUGCAUCGGUUGGUCCUGGGCGGUGGGACGGGGGGGUGGAAUAUACUCGCUCUGAGUGAAACGAUGAUCGUCAAGGGUGCGGUGGAUGGGAUCUUGGAAAAGGGCAAGUAUUUGACGGUCGUGAAGAAUGAUGUCGUUAUCGUGGAUGUGAAUGGGUCCAAGGUAAGUAGAAGAGGACUUUGCGUAGUGUGGACGGACUGCUGACCCGCUAUCUUCGUGCUUGUGCAGCUCGAGACAUUCCUGGCUACGAGGAGUAGGAGUAGUGGGACGCUUUUGAACUAUGCGGGACAAUCGAGUUACUACCGAAUAGAUCGAGGAAAGGUGAGGUCGGAAGACAUCGUCACCUUGAUUUCCGCCCCCGGUGGCUAAUGGUUGGACCCAAUUUUCACAGAUCUUUUACCAAAACUCACCUCGCAAAUCCUCUCGAUUACCACCGCCUAUCGUCCUUCGAGGGCAUCACGGACGUGAGAUCCGUUCGGUCGCUUCUUACCACCCUCCAAACCAGCAAGACAUGACCUUACUCGCCACAGGAGCCGAAAACUCGACGUUGACUCUUUCAGUCCUCACGACCGAUCCGAAAGGGAAUCGUUCCAUCUCCCCCAUCUUCACCGAUACGUCUCUCCCUACGUCCGUCAAAACAGUUACCUUCCUCCCCACUUCCGAAGGCGAGCUUUUCCUCCUCGCUAGUGGUUCACAAGAACUUUUGAGGGCUUGGAAGAUCAGCUUUGAAGGGAGGGGAGGGGAGGAAGUGAGGGUCUUGGCGUGGGGUGAGGCGGAGGUUGAGGGGGGUGAGGAUCAGAGUGAGACGAGGAUCAUGGAUCAUUGUUGGGUUGCGGUUGGACGGGAGAAGGUGGUCUUUGCUGUGAUUGGUGGUUAUUCGGAUGGGUCGCUAAAGGUACUUUACGUUGCGGUGAAGGUGGGUCUAAGGGUUAGAUAAGGACAGGGAAGCUGACGUAUGGCGCGGCUAUUUCGAUCAGGUCCAUCACUUUGAUACUCGAACGAAACGCUUCGCGAAGAUUUGCGAGAGCUGGGAGAAGGGCAAAUGCGUAUUGACGACCAAGAUAGUUGAGGUGGACGGCAAGCAACUGCUUUUCACGGGACGAUCGGACGGGCUGUGAGUUUACCACCUUGAGAACUCACGUCGGGAGGAGACGAUGAAAGACUCAGUGCUGAUCCGCGUCUUGUGUUUACCAGAUUGUCCGUAUGGGAUAUUGCUCGAUCGAUCGCAGGGUGAGUGGAGGUCGCUAGACCUGAUCCACAUCGCAGGAAACUGAUACAGACAGUCUUGGUGUCUGAUAGGGAUGCAUCAGGCCGAGGAUCAGUGCUCGAAUCGCCCCUCUACUCGUUCCACGCCCAUCAGUCAGGAAUUAACGGACUUGAUACCUCAUACGAUGGUAAGUCUUACCGCGAUGCGAUUGGGAAACCUUGUUUGUGCGCUUGCGCUUACCGAAAGAGCCUCUGGUGAUCCAGCCGAAUCGCGGACGAUUCGCGUCGCCACGGGUGGAGACGACAAUGCUGUGCAUGUACAUCUUUUCGAGGUCUCCGCGGAGGGUCAAACCUCCCACCGAUCGGAGGACAGAAUCUCGAAAGAAGAUGCUCAUGCUUCGACUAUUCAAGGUACGCCCGAUCCCACCAUUUGUUCAUGGAGACAACACCCGACUUGACUAACCGAAAUUGAAACAUUCAUACUCAGGCAUCUGCUUCCUUUCGCCUACGCUCUUGGCGUCGUCUGCUGUUGAUCAACGACUCAAUAUAUGGGAGAUAUCAACGGACAAAUUGCGCUUCCAAAGCGGACUCUGCUUGGGUAUCUCGGACUGCUCGACGAUGGAUGUUCGGCGGGUGAAGGGUCCGAGCGCCAUCACCACUAGGGAGGAAGCUUGGGAAAUCGUUCUGGCGGGUAUCGGUAUCGAAGUUGUAGAAUAUACCCCAUGA